Molecule: messenger RNA, 2942 nt
Organism: Amyelois transitella
Lineage: Eukaryota; Metazoa; Arthropoda; Insecta; Lepidoptera; Pyralidae
Exons: 18
Coding region: 20-2479 (819 amino acids)
Source: RefSeq, a predicted model, not a curated record
UUCAUUUCAUAUUUCGAAUAUGGCUAGCAAAGUGGUCAGUAAAAAAUGGAUAAGCGAGGAGUCCAGUGACGAAGAGGAACUAUUUAGCCAUUGCCGGGAAAUGGAGGUGGUUUGUUAUGCCAUAACAAAAGUGAUAUUAGACGCAGACAACAAAUGGAAAGGCUCUACUGGCAAAACUAGUGUGUAUUCUCUGUCGAAUAGGAGUUAUAUCAUGGAAUUGGUUAAUAUACAGGUUCUAGAUCAAAUAAUAGAAUACUUGUCGAAAAUUGUGAAAUCUUUCUACAAGCUCAAUCCCCGUUUGGCCCGGCUCAAGAAGGUGAAUGCCCUGGUUCAGAGCAAGCACGACCACAUCUUUGCCCGACUUUGCAGUGUUAGGUUCGUGAUGCUGCAAGCCAUGCACGGUCUGAUUACGACUAUAUUGAACACCUGUUUGCAUAGGGAUGACUCAAGGAAGAUGAUUGAAUCUUGUUUGAGUUUAGUGGGCAUUUACAACCACCUACUAGGGUUGAGCUCGAAAGCUUUCGUGAACAAGUUCAGUGUGUGCAGCAACGCGUACCCCAGCACCAUCAGUGAGACCAAGACUGUCACCCUCACUAAAAUUGUCCAGAUUCUAGCCAAGAGCCGGUGUGAAGUGAACUGCCACCGUUUGAUAAACUGCCUCGUGAAGGUGUACAAGCCUGGAAACAGUUCUGACGCGGAUUCCAGCGCCAGCACAGCAGAAAGUCUAGAAAUUUAUCACACACUGACGAAACACAUAACCCCGCCAACGUCGACCCUUUCUCGGGAACUGACGGUAGAGAAGCGUCGUGAAGCAUUUGUUGAGCACAAGAAGGCUAAAAUGAAGCAAGCGCAGAGCUUGGUAGAAGCGAAGAACGAACAGAAUAGAAGAUUGAGCGAAGUUAUAAACGGACAGAAUUCCGACUGUGACGUCGCGUACACAUCGCUUUUGAAUAAUGAAUGCGUUUUGGACGCGGUCUUCAAUACUGAAGAGAACGUGAACGCUAUUCUUCAGAGCGAAGAGAAAUAUAUAGAAAUUCUUCUUGAUACAGUAGCAAAUAUGUCACCAAAUCUGUUAGGAACGAAUGGUGUUCGGAAACUGAAAUCAGGUCGAAUCCAGGCAAGCAAGAAAGCGGCUCACAAAGUGACGGAGUAUUAUCAGAACAUAUUGUGGGGGGACGUGGGAAGCUGUCUGGAACAUAUCGUGCUUUGGUGGUCUUCCUUUCCUUUGGCUACCAGAUCGCCGAAUACGAGUCAGAAUCUUCGAGAAUGGCUUUUUGGAACGUUUAGUGUUAAUAAUACGCCCGAGUUAGUUUUGUCAGCACUUAGAAUAUUGGCCGAUGCCUUAGGCUGUCAUGUGACUUCUACAUCGUGGGACAAACUUUUCGGUUCAAUAUUGACCACCAACUUGAAGCCGACUUCGCUGAAAAUGCAUCCUGACCUUUCCCUUUACGUGACUGAAAGUACAUCGUCCGGCGCUAACUUCGCGCUGAUGCUGCAACAACUGGUGACCUUGAACAACCAGUGCGAGGUCACGUGGGACUUCAUACUCGGAGCGCCCAUUGAGGACCUGCCCAUUGUGGAACAGAUCCCGAUAUUGCAUAGACUCGACCACUCGAUCCACACGUACCGUCUCUGGUGCCUGGCGGAGACGCGCCGCCUGGCGAACCUGUGGGACAUGGACGAUUUCUUUCGCGUCGCCCACAACGACAUGCAGCUCUGCAUGGAACAGCUCGCCAAUCUGCGGUUCGCUGACCACAGUGUCGCCAUUGACGCUGGUCAUAUCGGUGUCCACGAAAAUGUUUGCGCCAAAAUGAGAGAAAAGCUAGUAUCUGAAGUUAAGGUGAACAUUCAAAAACUGAAGGAGGCCACGGAAGACAUAGUGCGCGUGUUGUCAAGCGUGUGCGCCACCACCAGCCUGGCGCACCUCACGAUGAUCUUCCCGAGCGGCGCCCUCUGGCGGCGGGUCUCCGCUCCUCCGCAGCCUCGCCACUCUCUAUACGUCCACGAGUUCCUAGACAAGAUGUUGCUACCCGUGAUAAAAGCGACAGAAGACAUCACAACGCUGAACAUGGUACUCAGGAUCAUGUGCGAAUCCUGGUUGCAUCAUAUAUACGUGGCCAAAGUUAAAUUUAGUAAAGACGCGGCGCUGCAAUUACUGGCGGAUUUCAAUGAAGUUCGGAUAUGGCUGAACGACUGCAAGCAACUGACCGCCGCGGCUAGGAAGCAGAUGUUGCAGAAUGAGGUUUUGAGACGUUGCGAGGGCGUGGGUCGGCUACUUCUUCACGCGCCCGGAGAUUUACUCGCGAUGCAGGACUCCACCAUGCAGGCUAGUCUACACGUCAGGAAAGAAGAAGACGAGUCCCCCGAGCAGCUGAUGCCGGCGGAGAUGUACGUGCCCAACCAGAAGCAGUGGCUGAGCCUCCGCGCCAACCUGCGGGGGCCGCUCGUCUUCACGAUGUGUUGCUUGCUUACACUUUGAACUUCGUUUUAUUUUUUAUAUGGAGCUUGUAAAAGGUGAAUAAAGGAAUAGGAGCUCAAUCGUCUAAUGUAAGAUGCGAAGCUGGUCUGGUAACGAAGAAAAUACAGUGUGCCAGUGUCCCAUGGAUCUUGGAAAUGUCAAUGUGUUUUUGAGAAUUCGGAAUAAUUAUUAUGGAAAUAAAUAAUACUUUUAUUGUCAUUUCUGAUGAUGUGAAAAAAAGAGAUGAUAGGAGGACCUACCCGUAAUAGUCGAAAAUGUAGUAGUAGUAGUGAGUGGAGAAAGUUGAGAGAAAUAUGUGAAGAUCUUCAAGUCUAAUAUGGCUAUUGUUUAUAACAUUGUGAUUUCUAUGGUUACAACACAAAUGUAUAAGAAUGAAAGUCGGGUGUGAAUCAUUAUCUCUUUAUGAUAUUGCUCUAUAAUACAUAAUACCUAUACAAAUAAAGAACUAUUUACACAUGUACUA